AACGCUCUCCCCAAACCCUACCCGCCGCCGCCGCCUGCUCCUCCUCCAAGCAGCGCCUCCGCUCACAUCUCCGGCGCCUCGUCUCGAGCUCCCGCUCUCCCCUUCGACCAUGGCGGAUGUGGAAGUGGAUACGGAGGUGGCGGCCGCGGGUCAGCCGAAGAAGAGGACGUUCCGCAAGUACAGCUACCGCGGCGUGGACCUCGACGCGCUCCUCGACAUGUCCACUGACGACCUAGUCCAGCUCUUCCCCGCGCGCGCACGCCGGAGGUUCCAGAGGGGUCUGAAGAGGAAGCCGAUGGCGCUCAUCAAGAAGCUGCGCAAGGCGAAAAAGGAUGCUCCUGCCGGUGAGAAGCCAGAGCCAGUGAGGACCCACCUCCGCAACAUGAUCAUUGUGCCUGAGAUGAUUGGUAGCAUCAUCGGUGUCUACAACGGCAAGACCUUCAACCAGGUUGAGAUCAAGCCUGAGAUGAUUGGCCACUACCUCGCAGAGUUCUCCAUAUCGUACAAGCCAGUCAAGCACGGCAGGCCCGGUAUCGGUGCCACCCACUCCUCAAGGUUCAUUCCCCUCAAGUGAGGCUGGAUGUGGGGUUUUGUUCUCUUCCAGAGUUUGGUUCUCUAUGUAGUUUGAGCUGUCAAGUUGCUCCUUAUACCUGCUAUGUACUGAGCAUUCUUGUUCUGAACCCUUAUUAACUGUUAUGUUAUUUUGACGUAUCAUUUCGACCACCAUUUUCCCUCGUUGCAUGAAAAUUUACUUGCUGUACCUUGUUAUCAA
This is a messenger RNA of Setaria italica (foxtail millet), 772 nucleotides long. RefSeq names its product 40S ribosomal protein S15. NCBI's taxonomy places the organism in Eukaryota, Viridiplantae, Streptophyta, Magnoliopsida, Poales, Poaceae. The record is from RefSeq and is a predicted model, not a curated record. The transcript has 4 exons. Bases 110 to 574 code for a protein of 154 amino acids. Gene Ontology annotation, molecular function: RNA binding; structural constituent of ribosome. Gene Ontology annotation, cellular component: cytosolic small ribosomal subunit; ribosome. Gene Ontology annotation, biological process: ribosomal small subunit assembly; translation.